Molecule: messenger RNA, 1774 nt
Organism: Agrilus planipennis (emerald ash borer)
Lineage: Eukaryota; Metazoa; Arthropoda; Insecta; Coleoptera; Buprestidae
Product: gastrula zinc finger protein XlCGF26.1-like
Exons: 3
Biological process (GO): regulation of transcription by RNA polymerase II
Molecular function (GO): DNA-binding transcription factor activity; RNA polymerase II cis-regulatory region sequence-specific DNA binding
Source: RefSeq, a predicted model, not a curated record
UCAUGGUGAGACAAAACCAUUUGUUUGUCAAUUUUGCCAGAAAGCAUUUGUUAGAAGAAGUAUAUUGAAUAAUCACCUUCGUAUCCAUUUGAUGGAUAAGAAAUUUGUAUGUGAAAUUUGCCAAAAAGAAUUUAUUCACAAACAGAAUUUAGAAUCUCACAUGUACCUUCAUUCCGAAAAAAAACCAUUUUCUUGCGAAGUGUGUGGAAAAGGAUUUACUCGUAAGCAUCAUUUCGCUGCCCACUUACUCAUUCACACAGGGGAAAGACCCCACACUUGUCCAGUUUGUCGAAUGCAGUUUACAAGGAGACACAUUUUAAACUCUCAUCUAAGAAAACACACAGGAGAAAGACCUUUUGUUUGUGAAAUUUGUAAAAAAUCUUUUGCCCUAAAGCAAACAUUAACAAGCCAUUACAGGACUCAUUCUGGAGAAAAACCGUUUUCUUGUCAUGUAUGCCAGAAAGGAUACAGCAAAAAAGAAUAUUUAGAAAAUCAUAUAAAAAAACUGCAAGACAACGAAAAGUUUUAUAAAAACAUGUAUUUAUUAAUUCACAAAAGACUUCACACUGGAGAAAAGCCAUACUCAUGCAGUGAUUGUCAAAAAAUGUUUGCAAGAAAAGAACAUUUAGCUCUUCAUAGGAGAGUUCAUACUGGAGAGAAACAGGAAUUUGAACAUUUACCAAUUAAAGAAUCAGGCGAAUGUGUAGCUAAUAGUACAAAUUCAAAGAAAAAAAAAAGUAAAGCUAAAUUACAUUUUGUAUGUGAUAUUUGUGGUAAAAAAUUUACCAGAAGACCUAAUUUGUUGAUCCACAAAAGAAUUCACACAGGAGAAAAGCCAUAUGCAUGUAGUGUUUGUCAAAAAAUGUUUGCAAGAAAAGAACAUUUAGAGCAUCAUAAGAGGGUUCAUACUGGAGAAAAACCUUAUCCAUGUAAGACUUGUGGGAAGUUAUUUAAAAGAAAGUACCAUUUGGAUACUCAUUUUAGAAUUCACACUGGAGAAAGGCCUUAUGUAUGCACUAUUUGUACUAGGGGCUUUACCCAGAAGCAAGGUUUAACUCACCAUUUAUUAAUUCACACUGGUGAAAAGAACUUUUCCUGUGAAAUUUGCAAAAAGGACUUCACCUUAAGAAAUCACUUGACGUUGCAUCUUCAAACUCAUUCUAAAGAAAAACCAUUUUCUUGUAACAUAUGUGGUAAGGGAUUUAUUAGGAGAGAAAGACUGAAGGAACAUCUAUUAGGUCAUGGUGAUGAUAAGCCAUUUUCUUGUGACAUAUGCGAAAAAAAGUUCUUAAAGAAAGAAUAUUUACAACUGCAUCUUAGACUUCAUGGUGAAAAAAAACCAUUUGUUUGUAAUGUUUGCCAAAAAGCAUUUGUUAGAAGAAGUAUAUUGAAUAAUCACCUUCGUAUCCAUUUGAUUGAUAAGAAAUUUGUAUGUGAGAUUUGCCAAAAAGAAUUUAUUCACAAACAGAAUUUAGAUUCCCAUAUGCACCUUCACUCUGAAAAAAGGCCAUUUUCAUGUGAAGUGUGUGGAAAGGGCUUUACUCGAAAGCAUAAUUUCGCUGCCCACUUACUCAUUCACACAGGGGAAAGACCCCACACUUGUCCAGUUUGUCGAAAGCAAUUUACAAGGAGUCACAUUUUAAAUUUCCAUUUAAGAAAACAUACAGGAGAAAGACCUUUUGUUUGUGACAUUUGUAAAAAAUCUUUUGCCCUAAAGCAAACAUUAACAAGCCAUUACAGGACACAUUCUGGAGAUAAACCUUUUUCUUGUCAU